This is a messenger RNA of Apaloderma vittatum (bar-tailed trogon), 407 nucleotides long. It is a transcript of the gene NOPCHAP1, whose product is annotated as chromosome unknown open reading frame, human C12orf45. The record is from RefSeq and is a predicted model, not a curated record. Gene Ontology annotation, biological process: box C/D snoRNP assembly. The annotation marks the transcript as partial. The transcript has 3 exons. Lineage: Eukaryota; Metazoa; Chordata; Aves; Trogoniformes; Trogonidae. Gene Ontology annotation, molecular function: box C/D methylation guide snoRNP complex binding.
GGCUAGAAGAAACUUUGUUGAUUAGUUCAAAGUGUAGCAGCAAGAAGGCCACGACUCUACAGACGGUUAAGAUGCCAAGGAGUAAUGUUUUAGACCGAGUACAGAGCUUUUUACCACAGAUGGCCCAUGCAAAUGAUGAGUUAAGAAGAAAAAUGGUAGCAGCACCAGCUCAUCAGUUUGAUAUUGAAAAUCUAGACAGUGCAACAGAUAAAGUUAUAGAAAUGAACGUGGCUGUAGUUGAACUGAGUGAUUCUGAUACAGAUGAAGAGAUCCUAACUUCAGAAGAUGACUCGGAAUCUGAAGAUGACUGUAUAACUGAGGAAGUGACAAUAGACAACAUUAAGUUUCCUAAACCAAAGGGAGAAAAGGGCAAAAUAGAAAUUUUGGACAGCAAAGUGAAUGAGUAA